GGUGGACACUACGCACUUACACAUGUCAGAGUAUCUACAGGCGCUCUGCAAUGCCUUCUUCUGGGAGUUCUGGUAACUGGACUUUACCUGAGUUCUUGGGGCAGAAGAGGCUGUUGGGACUCGGAGCUUUGCUGACGUGGCUCAUCCUCUUCCACCUCCUGGUGAACGUCUGGCUGCUCUGCAUCUUCACCAGCCUUUUGGUGGUUCUUGGAGGUUGGCUUGGGUCACGGGCAGCACUGGAUGCUAACAGCUUCCUACACUUGGAACACUUUCUGCCCCUUGGUAAGGUCUGUCCACCUCAGGAUACACUCGAGCACGAGCGGAGGCUGAACCACGAGAUUCACAGCGCAGUCCACAAAGCGGUGCGGGACUUUGUGUCCUCAUGGUAUAGGACUCUGCUGCCUGAGGUGGAGGGAGAGUUUGAGCGUGCUGUGUGUAAUUCAAUGCUGGAGUCAGUGAUGGAGCUGAAGGAGCGAGCGCAGCGAGUGGACAGGAAAGCAUUGGUUGAACAGCUGCUGGAGCUGUACGGCUGCCACCUGCAGAGCUACAUGACGGUACGGCAGAUCCAGUCAGCACAGAAGGAGAACAUUACCCUGUGGCAGCUCUACAGUGAAGUAGACUCCCCUCAUCCAGCAGUGAGCAAUGCAACUGCUGAACUCAACUACUCCAGAGCUCUAGUGAACCUUGUGCUUCAUGUCCUCGUCCCGUAUCCUCAGAUGGAAACCAAGACUGGAGGCUACAUGGUUACAGAGCUAAUCACCUGCAACGUGCUGCUGCCGCUCAUAAACAGGAUAUCUGACCCUGACUGGCUCAACCAGACCAUCGUGGACAUUUUCACCAAAUCUAGGGAACCGCAGGAAUUUGAUGUGGGUACAAUAUACAGUGGUCAGAUCCAGCACGAGACCUGGACCACCUGCGAGUCACUGUCUGCUUACAAUCAGGCAACUUUUAGCAACACAAGCUCCUCCGAGGCUGAGGACCUUCAGAGUCAGAGCACAGUUUCUGGAACAGACUCGUCUCGAAGCAGCAUGGAUAGCCUGUCAUGUGCAGGGAAAACACCCAGCUGCCACACAGGCCUGAACACACCCAACAGAGUGAACUGCUGUACGCUCACAUCUGGCCACUACCCACAGUCAUCAGGGUCCAAAGUGGUUUCCAUGGACUCUCUUAUCCAGUCAAACUCAAGAAAUGACAUGAGAGGAGUUUUCUGUGACUGUGGUCCUACUGCCAACCUCUGCCACCUUCUCCCUGUAAACCAUGAGGAAGUCUCUGGUUGUUUUGGUUCUCUGAGAACUCUUGGACCAAAGGCGGUGGUACCUGAGGAAUCGUUGUGGCUGGCCGGCAUAACCCAGGAGAAAUCUCCAGCUUCCUCUCGAAGGAAGCUUUGCCUGAACUCCUUCAACUUUGAUUUUUCUAACAGCCCGGCUGCCUGCGUGAACAUUCAGAACGUGUACAUAUCUGGAACAGUCAACGUAAAAGAACAGCGCAGCAACAGUUCACAUUCCUACACCCUCUACACUGUGAAGUUUGAAACGGUGGCUGAUGGUGACGACACCGACACCGGGCGACCUUCAGUCCAUCACACCGUCAACCGCAGAUACAGCGAGUUCCUCAACCUGCAAACACGUCUGGAGGAGAGGCCGGACUUCAAGAAAUUAAUCAAGAAUGUCAAAAGCCCAAAGAAAAUAUUCCCUGAACUCUCCUUUGGCAGUCCGGACAGUGAGAAAGUUGAAGCUCGUAAAAGCCAGCUGAAUGUCUUUCUAAAGCAGUUAAGCAGCAUUCCUGAUAUAGUCAGCUGUGAAGACAUGCACGAGUUCCUCGCUAUGAACUCAGGAGAUUGCACUUAUUUUGAAAGAAAACCUUUGACCAAGUCCAGAAUUGAUAAGAUGGUGGAAAAUGCUUUAGGGACUCUGCGGACAGCUUUCCCUCAUCCUGAGCUCCUCAGUCCAGUGGAAGAUGUCGACGGAGACAACGAUGGACGAAUAAUGGACUACAGGAAGUACAGGAAGUUGUUUCCAAGUAAAAUGUCUACAUCUCUGAAUAUGACCGACCUCCAUCCUAAAGUCUCGUACUGCUUUAGUGAAGGCAGCGCAGUCCUGAACGGCAUGUCCCUGUCCGGCCUGGAGACGUUUGUCAGGGAGCAGGAAGUGGGGCUGAUCGGGACAGGAAGAGCCAUGCGGAGCUGCGAGACUCAAGGCAAAGACAGGAAGAUGGCGGGCAGAAGUCAUGGGACAGACACGGCUGUGGCAGACGCCGCUCUGAACGUUUUGUGUCUGCUCAUGAAAGAUCAGUGGAGUUGGCUGUGCACGGAGAACAUCCAGAAGGCCAUCCGGCUGCUUUUUGGCACCUUUAUUGAGCAUUGGUUGGAUGUCGGUGCCGCCCGCCUCACCAGUGCCCCAUGCUGGGUGAUUUACCUCCAAGUGCUGCAGGAAACUGUGUGGCCCGGCGGCACGCUGCCUGCUCAUCCUCGGCCCGAGCGGAGCGCAGCAGAGAAGGAGGAGACAAAGGAGCGAUGCUUGGACUGCCUGAUGCAGCUGCUCCCCGAGCUGAUUGCUGACAUGUUGGGCAGCGAGAAGUACAGGCUGAGCUUGGAGACCAUGCUGGCCUCUCUGCAGGACCAUCAGAUAAACAAACAUUUGAUCUACUGCGUCUGCGACCUGCUGCUGGAGUUUCUCAUCCCCGAGUCAAGCGAUGAGGCCUUCCAGACGUCUCUGCUGCAGAGCCUGACUAAAGACACAGAGAGGGACAGUCCUCAUACGUGAUCAACACAUGAAAUGUACCCGCAGAUGGAAACAGUCGCUGCACAAUGGGCCGUGUAGAUAAAUGUGGGAUGCUCAUAAAGGCACAUGCUUAUGGUACAACAGUCAGUACCUCUGUAGAAGAAAGAUUUAAUUU
This is a messenger RNA of Nematolebias whitei (Rio pearlfish), 2895 nucleotides long. RefSeq names its product sorting nexin 19a (gene snx19a). Lineage: Eukaryota; Metazoa; Chordata; Actinopteri; Cyprinodontiformes; Rivulidae. The record is from RefSeq and is a predicted model, not a curated record. The transcript is spliced from 12 exons. Gene Ontology annotation, cellular component: intracellular membrane-bounded organelle; early endosome membrane. The coding region runs from base 51 to 2762 and encodes 903 amino acids. Gene Ontology annotation, molecular function: phosphatidylinositol binding.